AUGGCCGCCAAUCUCAACGAGGACGACAUCAAGGAUCUCAAAUACCGACUGGAGGACGCGGCUGUCAAAUGCUCCGAGCGCUGUCUCUAUCAGUCGGCUAAAUGGGCAGCCGAAAUCCUCGACUCGGUCCUCCCAAUCGACAACUAUGACACCGAUCCCGAGUCCCCGAUGGAAAUCACAGAUCCUCCGCAGAAUCCUUACCUCCGCACCCAGGACCCGGUGGAAGCUGCGCUGGAAGCUCAAGAGUCUCACAAAUACCUCCUAGCAAAGGCGUACUUUGACACGCGUGAAUACGAUCGAUGCGCCUCGGUUUUCCUUCCUCCGACUAUACCGCCCGUAUCAUUAUCAACAUCAACCCAAUCGCCGAAACCGAAAGCCAAGUCGUCUUUAAAGAAGGGCAAAUCACAGGCGUCUCCGCAAUCUGGAACGAAAGACAGCGAUGCGAAACGAAAUCCGUACCCGCGCCUCAGUCAAAAAUCAUUGUUCCUCGCGUUAUAUGCCAAGUAUCUCGCCGGAGAAAAGCGAAAGAAUGAGGAGACGGAGAUGGUUCUAGGUCCGGCAGACGGCGGUGCGACAGUCAAUCGAGAACUUCCAGACCUUGCUCGCGGCCUAGAGGGCUGGCUUGCAGAGCGCCGGGAGAAAGGGGUCGAGGAUCAAAACCACGGAUGGCUCGAGUACCUCUACGGAAUCAUCCUCAUCAAAGGACGAAACGAAGAGGAGGCGCGAAAGUGGCUGAUCAGGAGUGUCCAUCUGAAUCCGUUUCACUGGGGAGCAUGGCAAGAGUUGAAUGACUUGCUUGCGAGUACCGAAGACUUGAAACAAGUCGUCGAGCAUUUACCCCGAAACAUCAUGACCCUCAUCUUCCACGUUCAUUGCAGCCAGGAGCUGUAUCAAGCCACCGAAGAUACCUAUCAAUCGCUUGCCGAACUUGAAAGCAUCUUUCCCUCCAGUGCCUUCCUGAAGACACAAAGGGCACUACUCUACUAUCACUCGAAAGAUUUUGAGGAAGCCUCCCACAUCUUCACAGACAUACUAAUCACAUCUCCCCACCGCCUCGACAGUCUCGACCACUACUCUAACAUCCUCUACGUGAUGGGCGCGCGGCCGCAACUAGCGUUCGUAGCCCAAGUCGCAACCGCCACAGACAAAUUCCGCCCUGAAACAUGCUGCGUGGUCGGCAACUACUACUCUCUAAAGUCCGAACAUGAAAAAGCCGUCAUGUACUUCCGUCGCGCCCUAACCCUAGACCGCAACUUCCUCUCCGCCUGGACUCUGAUGGGCCAUGAGUACAUUGAGAUGAAGAAUACCCACGCCGCCAUUGAAUCUUACCGCCGCGCCGUCGACGUUAACCGCAAGGACUACCGUGCCUGGUACGGUCUUGGCCAGGCCUACGAAGUCCUAGACAUGUCCUUCUACGCCCUCUUCUACUACCAACGCGCCGCGGCGCUGCGCCCCUACGAUCCGAAAAUGUGGCAGGCCGUCGGAUCCUGCUACGCAAAAAUGGGCCGCAUCGAGCACAGCAUCAAGGCUCUCAAACGCGCCCUCGUCGCAGGCUCAUACUACGCUGAAGACCCCUCGCAACACGGCAGCGCGCACGGGCGCAAGAUCCUCGAUCCGGAGACACUCUAUCAGAUUGCUACGCUCCACGAGCGCCUGGAGGACGAAGAAGAAGCGGCCGCUUAUAUGGAACUCACAUUGCAGCAGGAAACUGGUGGGCAACCCGACGAUGAGGGAUCUGACCUAUCGGAUAGUGAAAACGACGACGACCAGUCAACUUCCGGGAAUAACCAACGGCGCGAAAGGAGGCACCAGAAUGAUGAGGAGGAGGAUACAUAUCACGGCACCGGGCCGACGGCUACGACCUCUAAGGCGCGGUUAUGGCUUGCCCGGUGGUCUUUACGUCAUGGAGAUCUAGAGCGCGCGGAUCAGCUGGCAGGGGAGUUAUGCCAGGAUGGGGUGGAGGUUGAAGAGGCCAAGGCGCUGAUGAGGGAUGUUCGGGCGAGAAGGGAGGCGGGCGAAUGA
Molecule: messenger RNA, 2022 nt
Organism: Aspergillus mulundensis
Lineage: Eukaryota; Fungi; Ascomycota; Eurotiomycetes; Eurotiales; Aspergillaceae
Product: anaphase promoting complex subunit CDC23
Exons: 4
Coding region: 1-2022 (673 amino acids)
Biological process (GO): cell division
Cellular component (GO): anaphase-promoting complex
Molecular function (GO): protein binding
Source: RefSeq, a predicted model, not a curated record